Molecule: messenger RNA, 276 nt
Organism: Seminavis robusta
Lineage: Eukaryota; Bacillariophyta; Bacillariophyceae; Naviculales; Naviculaceae
Source: the annotation of a GenBank genome assembly
AUGGAGGACUACCUCUCUUCUUCCCAAGCCUCCGACAGGAAGUUCGGGAGCAAACAGAGAGACAAGAACAAGAAGAAGGCAGCAACAAAGAGCAACAAGAAGACAUCCAGCAGUGCAAAGGACAACCAACCACCCAAAAUCCCCAAUCAGGACAACAAGAACUCUAAGCCCCCUAACCACAUCCCCAUUGAAGAACAGAGUGUUGCAUCCAGCCUCUCCCACAACCACUCCUACAGCUCCCACAACAGCAAAAAAGAGUACCCAGAGCAACCCUAG